This is a messenger RNA of Penicillium brevicompactum, 1332 nucleotides long. RefSeq names its product NADH:flavin oxidoreductase/NADH oxidase family protein. Gene Ontology annotation, molecular function: FMN binding; oxidoreductase activity. The record is from RefSeq and is a predicted model, not a curated record. The transcript has a single exon. NCBI's taxonomy places the organism in Eukaryota, Fungi, Ascomycota, Eurotiomycetes, Eurotiales, Aspergillaceae. The coding region runs from base 1 to 1332 and encodes 443 amino acids.
AUGUCUCCCAGAUUCCCCAGUGAAGACGUGGACGUAUCGCCCCUUGGGGCACCGAUGCAGUUCGAAUUCAGCGGGCGCCAGAGUUCGAACCGCUUUCUGAAGGCUUCGCUCUCCGAAAGAAUGGCCUCAUGGUCUGCGACCGAUCUAUCAGCCCGUGGAAUUCCGAGUCAGAAGUUGAUUAACCUUUACCGCCGAUGGGGUGAAGGCCAAUUUGGUCUGAUUCUGACAGCCAAUAUCAUGAUCGCAUACGACCAGCUCGAGGCACCUGGAAACAUGAUCAUUGAUCUCGAAAACCCAUAUAGCGGCGAACGCUUUGAAGCAUUCAAGGAGUUGGCCACUGAAGCCAAGAAGCACGGAAGUCUGAUCGUCGGACAAGUCAGUCAUCCAGGUCGCCAGACUUUUGAACGGCUGCAGCCCAACCCCAUCUCCGCCAGUGAUGUCCAGCUUGUGAUGCCGAAAUUCGGCCAAUUCGGCAAACCCCACCCCGCUAGUGAAGAGGAGAUCCAGGAAGUCAUUCGUCGAUUCGUCCAUGUCGCUGUAUACCUGCAGAAGGCCGGAUAUGAUGGCAUUGAGUUGCACUCUGCUCACGGUUAUCUCCUGGCACAAUUCUUGUCUCAGACCACGAACAAGAGAACCGACAGAUACGGCGGCAGCCUGGCCAACCGCGCACGCAUCAUUGUUGAAAUCGCCGAGGCAAUCCGCCAAGCACUCCCAGACCCCGGAUUUAUCAUUGGAAUCAAGAUCAACUCCGUCGAAUUUCAAGAACACGGUUUCACACCCGAGGAAUCCAAGGAGCUAUGCGAGAUUCUCGACCAGACCAAGUUUGACUUCGUGGAGUUGUCGGGCGGAACCUACCAGUCGGGUGCCUUCCAACACAAGCGUGAGUCUUCGCAGAAGCGCGAGUCUUUCUUUUUGGAAUUCGCCGACCUCAUUGCCCCGGCUCUCAAGCGCACCCGCAGCUAUGUGACCGGAGGAUUUUGUACAGCCUCAGGAAUGGUCCGAGCUCUCGAUACUGUCGACGGCGUUGGUCUCGGGCGCUCCAUCACCCAGGAGCCUCGCUUGCCCAGAGAUCUCCUCGCCGGAACAGUCAAAGGUGCCAUUCAGCAGAAGAUCGAUCCUCAAGACUUCUUCAAGACCAGCCCUGCGGCUGGUGUUCACAUGUUGCAGAUUGCGCAGGACGAGGAGCCUAUCGACUUGAGCGACGAUAAGAACAUGGAAAUCUUUUUGAAGAGCCUUGGUGAAUGGAUGCAGGAAGUCCAGAAGGACGGUGGUGUGAAUUUGUACGGAUAUGCUCAGCUGCCGAAGGGCCAGCCUUUUCAGAGCCACCUGUGA